AUGGCCGAUGAAAUGGGCUUAGGUAAAACUUUACAAUGUUUGGCGUUGAUGUGGACUCUUUUGAAACAAAGUCCAAGAGGGAAACGAACAAUCGAGAAAUGUAUCAUUGUAUGCCCAUCAUCUCUCGUGCGCAAUUGGGCGAACGAAAUUGUGAAAUGGUUGGGUGAAGGUGCUCUUACUCCCCUAGCAGUCGAUGGGCGAUCCGUGAAGUCUUCGGAACUAAGUCAGGCAUUACAACAAUGGGCGGUAGCAUCAGGGCGGAACAUCGUGAGGCCUGUCUUGAUCAUUUCCUAUGAAACACUUCGAAGAAACGUCGAUCGGCUUGCAGGAACAGAGGUGGGACUCAUCCUAGCUGAUGAGGGACAUCGUUUGAAGAAUGGAGACUCUUUAACAUUCAAUGCGUUAAAUUCUUUAAGAUGCGAGAGAAGAGUCAUUCUCAGUGGAACGCCUAUACAAAACGAUCUAUCUGAGUACUACUCGCUUCUCAACUUUGCGAAUCCCGGGUACUUGGGGACACGGAACGAAUUCCGCAAGAAUUUCGAGAACGCUAUUUUAAGAGGCCGUGAUGCGGACGCCACAGAUAGCGAAAGGGAGAAGGGCGAUUCGAAACUACUUGAGCUUUCCCAAUUGGUUUCAAAAUUUAUCAUUCGUCGUACGAAUGACAUCUUAUCGAAAUACUUACCCGUGAAGUACGAGUAUGUCGUCUACGUUGGUCUCACGCCUCUUCAACGAGACCUUUACGAACAUUUCACAAAAUCUGCCGCUAAUCAAGCUCUUAUAAGCUCGCAACCCCUAAAAGCCAUCGACCUUUUGAAAAAGCUAUGUACACAUCCCGAAUUACUUCGCUUACCUGAAGAUAUCAGAGGUAGCAGGGGAAUUCUUCCUGAGGAUUACCUUGAUUCAAGCAGCUCUCGCGAAAAGAGUAUUCACAUAUCACUCAGUGCUAAGUUUUCUAUUCUAGAACGCUUUAUUGAGAGCCUCAGACAUGAAUCAGAUGACAAGAUUGUAAUAAUCUCAAAUUACACCAAGACAUUGGAUCUAAUCGAGAAACUUUGUCGGCAAAGGCGAUACGGGUGUCUUCGCCUAGACGGUACUAUGAAUAUCAAUAAGAGGCAAAAGAUUGUUGACCGCUUCAAUGAUCCAAAGGGGCCUGAAUUCAUCUUCCUUCUAUCGUCGAAAGCAGGGGGCUGUGGUAUCAACCUUAUUGGGGCAAAUCGGUUAAUUCUUAUGGAUCCAGACUGGAAUCCUGCCGCUGAUCAGCAAGCACUUGCUAGAGUAUGGAGAGAUGGUCAGAAAAAGGAUUGUUUCAUCUACAGAUUUAUUUGCACUGGUACCAUUGAAGAGAAAAUCUAUCAACGUCAAUCUAUGAAACAGUCGCUAUCCUCAUGCGUCGUUGACAAUAUGGAAGACGUUGAAAGGAUCUUUAGUGGCGAGAACUUGCGCCUUCUUUUUAAGUAUCACCCCGAUACUGAUUGUGAAACGCAUGAAAGCUACAAUUGCAAGAGGUGUGUACCAGGCCAAGGACAAGUAGAGAAAGCGCCCGCCAUGUUGUACGGUGAUGCCACCACAUGGAACCAUUUAACUAGGACCGAAUUGUCAGAAAAUGAAGACAAUCUUUUGAGGAACGAGCUGCAAUUCAGCGACGUAUCCAACUCAGUUCUUAUCGUCGGGGGUGGACUUGCGGGUUUAUCGGCCGCUCAUGAGGCUUACCUACGUGGUGCUAAUGUGGUACUUUUUGACAAGCAAGGUUUUUUGAGUGGAAAUAGUGGAAAAGCGACUUCAGGAAUCAAUGGCGCCCUCACACGCACACAAGUCUCGUCAUCAAUAAAGGACUCGGUAGAGCAGUUUUACAAUGACACAUUAAAGACAGCCAAGGACAGAGCAAACCCCUCGUUGAUCAAAGUCUUGACUUAUCAUAGUGCCGAUGCCGUGCAUUGGCUUCAGGAGAUUUUUGAGUUGGACCUUUCGAUUGUCUCCAGAUUGGGUGGCCAUUCUCAGCCAAGAACUCACAGAGGGAAAGAUGCAAAGUUCCCCGGAAUGGCAAUCACAUACAAACUUCUUGAAACUCUUGAAAAUUUAGCCGAAGAGUUUCCAGAUAGAGUUGCUAUCAUGAAGAAUACUCAGGUAAUUGACUUAUUGAUAGACGAGAAGGACUCAUCCCAGGUUCUUGGUGUGAAGUACAAAGACCUUAAAACAAAAGAUAAAAACACACUCAAAGGCCCUGUUAUAUUAGCAACUGGUGGAUACGCUGCAGAUUUCACGAAAAAUUCUUUGUUGCGGAAAUAUAGGCCAGAUAUUAUCGACCUCCCCUCAACCAAUGGCACCCAUGCUACCGGCGAUGGUCAGAAAAUUGUGAUGAAGCACUCGGGUAUUGGAAUCGAUAUGGAUAAAGUUCAAGUUCACCCUACUGGUCUUAUCGAUUUCAAUGACACUGAUGUCAUCGAAGGGCGCAAGCAACCUCGUCACUUGUUCCUCGGUGCCGAAGCUUUGCGUGGUGAGGGUGGCAUAAUCCUCAACAACAAGGGGGAGAGGUUCUGUGACGAGUUAGGUACCCGUGAUUAUGUGAGUGGCGAGAUGGAGAAGCAAAUCAAGCAGGGCAACGGGCCCUUGAGGCUUGUUUUGAGUGAUGAAAGCGAGGAAAGGCUUGCGUUCCAUAUCAAACACUACGAGCAAAGGUCGCUCAUGCGAACGAUACUAGGGAAGGAUUUAGCUCAGGAGAUGAAGAUACCUAUCACAAAGCUUCAAGAAACUAUGGAUUUAUACAACCGAGCUGCCAAACAUGAGAUUGAUGAACCAUUUGGCAAAAAGUACUUUCCCACAACGCCAUUCAUUAUUGCCGAAGAUCGAAAAUAUCAUGUGUCGUUCAUUACGAGAGUUUUGCAUUUCACCAUGGGUGGAAUAAAGAUAAAUGAUAAGGCGCAGGUUAUCUACAAUGGCAACCAGGAGGAGCCCUUUCAAGGAUUGUAUGCCGCGGGAGAGGUCGCUGGCGGUGUCCACGGCCACAAUCGAUUGGGAGGUUCGUCUCUUCUUGCCUGUGUUGUGUAUGGGAGACUAGCAGCCCACCAGGCGUCUAGCUUCUUGAUGAGGAAUCUUUCAAGGCUGCAGCCUCUCAACGAGAAUCAAUCGGCAUCGGCGCGUUUAAAUCAGAUCAGUUUACAUAUUGAUCCGAACAGGAAACAGAUUACUAUUGAUCUCGGAGGCGAGGCUGAGGGAAAUAAGCCCGUCCAGCCUGCUGCUAUCGAGGAAAGUUCCGAGGCAGGUAUUCCUGGCGAGUCUGCGCCGGCUAAAGGGAAGCAAAAGGCGCCCCGAUUUGAAAUACCUGAAAAGGAAUUCACCGCUGAUGAGGUGGCUAAGCACAACAGCGAGUCAGACUGUUGGGUCAUAGUCAAAAAUGUUGUCUUGGAUUUGACCAGCUUCUUGGAUGAUCACCCUGGAGGCCGUGAGUCGAUUUUGAACUUUGCAGGGAAAGAUGCAACCGAAAGUUUUGAUAUGUUACAUGAGGAUAAUGUCAUCCAGAGAUACGCCCCUACAUGUGUCUUAGGCAGAUUGAAAGGCGCAACACCAUUUCUUGAGUUGAAGGAUUAA
Candidozyma pseudohaemuli is the source of this 3585-nucleotide messenger RNA. RefSeq lists its product as uncharacterized. Gene Ontology annotation, cellular component: nucleus. Gene Ontology annotation, biological process: reciprocal meiotic recombination; double-strand break repair via synthesis-dependent strand annealing. Bases 1 to 3585 code for a protein of 1194 amino acids. The record is from RefSeq and is a predicted model, not a curated record. Gene Ontology annotation, molecular function: ATP-dependent chromatin remodeler activity; DNA translocase activity; FMN binding. The transcript is spliced from 2 exons. NCBI's taxonomy places the organism in Eukaryota, Fungi, Ascomycota, Pichiomycetes, Serinales, Metschnikowiaceae.